UAUAUACACUGUAAAAUAUUCGAAACUCUUUCGUUUGUAGCACUAAUGUAGCACUAAUGUAGCAACAGUGAUAUUUCGAUACAGCGUAGAUAGUGUCCUUGGCUGUAUUUAGAAAAGAAAAGUUUUAAUGAAAAUUACAAACUGCAUUUUUUUUCCAAAUUUAUCCAUUGGUUGUUAAUUUUUAAUUUCGGGAUCUUUGGGCGCCUCUGAGUCCACCCAGCUCUGACAUUAGUUGGGGAAAAGUAAAGGAGGUCGGUCGUUGUGCUGGCCACAUGACACCCUCGUUUACCUUAGGCGACAGAAACAGAUGACCUUUACAUCAUCUGCUCUAUAGACCACAAGGUCUGAAAGGUUAACUUUUUUUUUCUUUUUUAGUUACGCUUGAAAAGACUGAAAUUAAACCGUUAGGUUAUUAUUGUUUGAAAAGAUUUUAAUGAAAGGAAAAAAAAAAGAACGGAACAUAUUCAUUGAUUUGAUAGAGUAAUAAAAAGAAACAAUUAAGUGAACGCGAUGCAGGAACAAUGGCAUAAAACACAGAAUUACAGAUAGUUAAAAACAGUCCGAUUGAGAUGGAAUCAAAGCAGGUAGGGAGGCUGACGUCUGCCGAGGGAACACAAGUAGAUCGAUACGUGCAUGAUGUCAACAGAGAAGGAUCAAUUAAACAAAACCCAGAUCGUUCAGACUGCAGGUCUAAGCACGACUCUGUAAGCGUCGUGAACUUUGAGAGCGAAGUACAGGACGUCGGGAAGUCUAGAAUCGUCACGCGGUUUUUAUCCUCCGUCAAAAGUGAGGACUUGAACGAAUGUCUUCGAAAGCCGGAGCGUCGUGUUUCCACCGGAAGCUCACCGCAGCGCCCAACCUUGAGAAAAAAAUCACGUUUCGCCAACGCUGUCCGGGAACUCGUUCAUCGCAGCAAAACUCGUAGAACGAAGCAAAUUUCUGAGAACUCGCAGCAUUCGAGCGAGAUCGACCACAGAAGUGAAACUUCAAAGUCUGUUUCAACAAGAAUGGAUGUCAAAGAACUCACUGGAAAGUCGUACAACGAGAGAACGUCAGGGGACGACAUUGACUUAACGAUUGCGGGGAAAGGGUUAGGCUUUUCAUCGGGAAUUCCCAUGAAUAGAAAAAUAACCCCAGACGACCUUGCAAAAACGGGCACUGACCCUGAUAUUUUGACUGAACAAACAGACCGGAAGCGGUUAAACAAGAUGGUCUCAACACAGAGUGUUGCUGCUCAAUCAGACGGAGAGAAGAGGCGUAACCGAAGGCGACCGAGAGAAGGUCACGGGGAAAAAGUGGAGAAAAUGGAAGACCCGAUCAUUUUAAAUUCCACUUCGAGAAAGAUGGCAUCAACCGAAAAAGACAUUCCACAGAGUAUUAGCACAGACUCGGGGAUUGGUAGCCCGACGGAAGUGAUCUACAACAUUCAUUCCGCCGAGAAAGCUGUUGAAGAAACAAUACUAGAGCACGCGGAAUCAGAACUCGCAGCAGAUCAUCAUCUCGCGCGCUCGAUCGGUCACGAUCACUCACAGGGUCGUUCCCCUGGAGGCGACUCGCCCGCUUCCCCGCUUCCGCAAUCCGUCACAAACGACACUUCGAAUUAUCGGGUAAUCUCUCUGCCAGAUCGCUUGCAACCCUCACUGACGCCUCCCGGGCGGACAGGCGAAAACGAUUCUGAGCUCCCACGAUUGACCUGUGGGGAAGUGGACAAAUCGGACGCAGGCCAACACACACCAACCCCUGACCCUGCUCGGCUCGAUCGCUCGGCCGCAACAAAUCUGUACUCUUCCUGUGUCCUGGAUUUCGACGGCGGAAAUGACGAGUUUCUUUCCCGUGCAAAUAUCUGUGAGAACUUGGAAGAAAAAGUAACUCUCCCCGACUCUAAUCUAGGUCAAAUUAAACCCAGGCUUAGGAGCUCUUCUUCUCUGGAGGAGGAGGAGACGGAAGCGGCGCUAGCAAGCAGGAGACAUUUGUUCGACUCCCUUCAAAGGGGCAUAUCGAUAGAUUCGAUACCGAUCUCUGCCUCUCACGAUACCUUAGCAGAGUUCACAGUGAGUAACAUUAUAAGGACUUUAAUAAGCAAUCAGAACAAGAAACGGAUACUUGAAACAGAGGAAUCGAAUCUGUCGAUCGAAGAUAAGCUUUCUUCCCAGAAUUCACUUGAAGACUCAGACACAGAAAUCCACCUCGACUCUGACACUCGCGAGGACACAGACAAAACUGUUCCGGACAAGGUUGCGCCAGAGAAACCAAUCAGACGAAAGCUUACAUUCAGAAACCAGGUCAGUCUGCAGGACGUCAUCGCUCUCUCGGACUCCCCUAACACAGACCGGAAGUUGAAAGGCAUUCUCAAGUCCACCAGCGUGCCGGCUCUCUCAUCCAGCAAAGACAGUUUCACGGAACGGCUUCCAGAUGUCAACGGAACGGUCAAGCUAGAGUUACCUAACCUAGAGUUACCGACCUCCAGAUCUGUGUCUUUUAACAAAACCCACAUUAAGAACACAUUCAGUUACUAUAACGACGCCUUUGAAGGGGAAAUAAUAACGGAGCCCAGCAAACGACCCAGUUUAGCGGAUGUCGUUAGUCAAAUCAUGCGGCAAGGAGCAAUCGUGGACAUCGAUGAGGACAACAGCCACCCGUACGGCCGUGACACCAGCUUGACUGACCUGAUCACCGGGAAGAGGCGGGACAGCUACAAGAUGGACGCCGGGAAGAUGAUCGUCUGGCUGGUGCUGGCCAUAAUGAUUGUCAGCCUUGCCGGGGGAAUUAUUUUUAUGUCAGAAACCUACAACAUGAACCACAAGGAUGACGAUGUCGUUGUAGCACCUGUUGAAACCACCACAUUAACCAACCAUCUGAGGUGACGCCACUGACCACAGCCAAGAGAAAUGAACCACGAGUAGCCUGUUUGAACGAUUUCUCAUAUAAGUUUACGCGAUCGCUAUGCUCCCGUGUACCCACCAUGUACUGCUGUAAACUACCAUGAACUAUCACACACUGCAUAAUGUAGUUGCCAUAUACUGCGUUAUACUGCUUCACGCUAGGCUGCCAUAUAUGUGUUAUAUAUCAACUAAUUGCUAUGGAUCAGUUUUAAGUGCGUGUUUUACAUGUUUCGGAAGUUUUUUCAAAGAUUUUUACAUCCUAGGCCAAACAGUGCCUCAGGACGGCGAGAAAUGGCGGCGGACAGUGUUCGAACCUUGGACCAUCAAGACGAAAGCCCAAAGCGCAUGACUUAACUCUUUCGUCAACUCUGCCUAGCAGCAACAGAAAGACCAGCUUAGGCGCCAAUUUGCUUUAACUGACAUAGAAGAUAGCAUGCGGCUCCAGAACGAGACAGCUGGAGGUCACUUACAAAGGCUUACUUACUGCAUUCCUCAUUAAAAUUCGGCCUCAAAGACAAGCCUUAUUUAUUUAUACGAAUGUUCCACAUUAAAUGUAUAUUUAUUUCAAAUUUAGUUCUGAUGAAUUUUGAUUCUAUUGUCUUCAGCUUUCAGAUCUCAUUAACACGAAAAAAAAUAAAUAGAAUGCGCAAAGAA
Biomphalaria glabrata is the source of this 3536-nucleotide messenger RNA. RefSeq lists its product as uncharacterized. Bases 570 to 2864 code for a protein of 764 amino acids. The record is from RefSeq and is a predicted model, not a curated record. NCBI's taxonomy places the organism in Eukaryota, Metazoa, Mollusca, Gastropoda, Planorbidae. The transcript is spliced from 6 exons.